Messenger RNA from Peronospora farinosa, 7470 nucleotides. Lineage: Eukaryota; Oomycota; Peronosporomycetes; Peronosporales; Peronosporaceae. The record is from the annotation of a GenBank genome assembly.
AUGGCGCUCAAUGACAGUAGUAGCGACGCAGAGCUUCAGCAACUUAAGCAGACGCUGGAAGAUUCACUGGUGCUUGGUCAUGAUUUGGUGUCACUAGACGAGGGUUUUGUACCACGUGGUCCGGAGACAAGAGGCUUUGAAGUGGAGCCACGUGCUAGCGCCUUCUACGGAGUCUCUGUAGACGAUGAAGACGAGGAAGAUGAGGAUGUGGAUCGUCUUGAAAUACCCGACAAUCGUUACGCUGGUGUUAUUUACGCUGCACGUUUUUUUGUAACACGCGUCGGUUUUCUUCGAUCUGCUAAACGUCUAAUGGUGUUUAGUAGCAAUCAUUUGACAAUUGUUGAUCCUUAUUCUGAUGAGAUCAAAGAACGUUACGCAUUUGAUAAUAUCAAGGAAAUUACAAUUGCAUCGGAUAGUGGUGGACAUAAUACGGACCGAGCUUUUUCGGUCUUUAUUGGAAAGAAUCUGAAAGAGACAUAUACAUGUCGAUGUCGACAGCAAUUAUUGUCGACGUACUAUCAGUUGCGAGAACGUGCUUCAUUCUGUAAAAAAGAUGAGAUUGAUGCCGCUACUGCAGAUGCUCUUAGUGCUGUGGGGGCUAGUGUGGCUACAAAUGACAAUAAUUGGACUUCGAGCUCGGGAGGUCUUGCAGGAGCAGGAGCAAGUAACGCGAAUCUCCUGGGCAGUGGUAUGUACUUUGACAGUUUGUUUCAGUUGUGUGGAAAAACAUUUACAAUGACAAAGCUUAGCACGACACGCAGUAUCGCAAUUCAUCCGGUCAAAGUGGAUGUAUUGCUGGCCGUGCGAGCCGCUAGCUUGGAUCGACUCGAUCCGCAGACACGCGCGACACUAUCGUCGAUUUUACUGAUUGAUAUCGUCAAGAUCCAGCGAGUGAACACCAAUUCGAAUGAACUCGUGCUCUACUUUGAGAACAACCGAGUGCACCGUUACUGGUGCGACAGUCGCGAGCCGUUCAUCCAAGCCAUUGCCAAUAAUCUGCGCUCCUGGCUAAGCGUAUCGCUUGUUGUGGAAGAAGUGUCUGACUCGUGCGAGUUUGACGCACUUACAUCGACGCGGGACAUCCCGCAACCCGUAACCUUUGAGAUCCCUGUAUUAAAGAUUAGCAAGUCUGGCAAGUUGCAGCUACGGUUGCUCGGUCUGACCGCGUUAGCAAUCAUCGAGCGAGACUCAGUGACACGGAAGACAAUGGCGAGCCACGCAUUGAACGAUCUCUUUAACGUGGUGAUGUACCCAUCGGUGUCGUCUUUUCAAGAUGACUCGGAUAGUGAUUCGUCAGAGGGUUUGUGUGGCAAGUUUGCGCUCGAGUUGAAGCACGGACUGACGCGUCGUUUUAUCUGUCUGAGCUCUACGGCAAGCAGACGUGAUAAAGAUGUUAGUCUGGGACUAAUGCGUGUAUCUUCACAACAUGAGAAUGAACUUCGCCAACUCAUUGGAGACAUUGCGGGAGACAUGAAUGUACCUGAAUGGCUGAAGGUUGCUGGAUCUACGACAUUGCUCAGUCCAAAGGAAGCACGAAGUCUAUUUCUAAGCAACAUGAUCGAAAUGUGCCGCAUGAACAAGCUGCAUGUUCCUUGGUCAACGGAGGAGACGAAAAUUGCAUGUAAGGAAGGAACGUGGAGUACUGAGGUCCACCCUGAAUAUGAAGACAUUUUGUUGCGCAAGCUGGUCAAUUUGAACUUCAUUCCGAAUCUUGUGACGAACGCGAGUAUGUCGCUCAUUUACCAUCACCUGGUUCAGUUUAAUCGCAAUAUUCCGUUGGGAGGUCUGCGUCAGCGCGAUCGACGUGCUUUUGCGAGCCUGAUGAAGUUACUUGAAAACUUUAAACUGUAUUCGGUGGCCCAACUCAACAGCCUGUCCAACACGGAUGCUCCAAUCCCGACAACAGAGUUUCAAGUGGAGCUGCUAUUGGCAAUUCAGCGUUUGCUAUGCACCCGUGGAGUCUUUGAGGAAGUCCCUAGUUCGCAGUACAAGCACAGUGUCGAAGUGAUUAUGGAGUUGCUUCAUUCUCCGAUGGAGGAAGUUAGCUUUGCAGCAGCAUGUGUAAUUAAGUACAUGGUGGUCAACUACUCUGAUACUCGCAGCUUGAAGUCUGAGACGGCCAACCGUCGAGCAAUUUUCACGAAGAAUCAUAGCCGGAUGUACGUGUCUCGCGCAUUUGACCUGUCAAGGACGAAUCGGGUGGGCAGCAUGCCAUUACAUUCUACCGCCAUAAAGACUGGGUCGAAACAUGGCUUGCCAUCAGUUGCGGCAAUGUCCAAUACUGAACGCAGCAUGGCAAAUGCUUUAGCGUAUUCCCAGCUUGGAUUAGACUACCUUGUUCUUGCUAUGAUCCUGCAGACACUUGAAGUUUGCCUGUCGAGCGGAAAGAAGGCAACCCCUGAAAGAGUGACCAGAGACUUACUUCGAGCUAUGCGGUUUGACGAUUUUUCUCGUCACCAUUCUUUGUUCUUAUUCAACCGAUCAUUGAGUUUAUCAAUUACAAAGUGCUCGUCUAUUUUGGUAAAAGUCCAUAUUUUGGAGCAACCUACUGAGCUUGUUGAGCUGAUUCAAGAUUUUGCAAGAAAACACGGCGCGCUUGUUUGGCAGCUUUACUUGGCCUUGUAUACUCAAGACAAGGCUCAGCGUCGGAUCUCGUCCCAAUUGGUAGCUUUGCUUACGCACGAAAAUCCGCGCUCGUCGUACGUCAUUCGGAAUAUUUUUCCACAUGCGUUGCUGGAUGACCAGAAAACCACCCAAUUGGAAUACGACGAGUUUGGCCGACGCCUUCCGACUGCAAAUCCUGAGCUGUACGUAAAAAACAACGAUGCUUUGCAUAAGAAUGGUAGCCGCCGUGAUAUCACCAAUGCUACAGAAAGUGGCCACAGCAAAAUGAGCUGCGGGAUUAACACACGUGCUCGCUUGGCGCGAAAUGUGAAGCACGCUGUGCUCUUGCCCGAAUUUUUUGACCGCCUUGGUAAAACCUAUGCGACAAAAGAUCUUGUGUGGGGCCCUAACGCUGUUGAAGAACUGAUUCGUAAGCUACAGGCCGAAAUGAGCGCACUGGACUUGUACCGACUGAAGUACUUAGGGUAUCUGUACACGGAUCCACUUGCCACUGAUCACAUGGAAACUGAAUGGCAUCGCCGCGAUCCGCAGCAAGCAAAUUUUGCUCCGUUUCUUUUCGAGUUCUUGCAAAAUGGUCCCGAAAGCCGCCUCGCGAUUGAAAUGAUGAAGGGAACAAUUUCAUCCUCGAAUCGUUUUGCUAGGUACAUGCCUUUAUCAUUCCUUCUGAAUCCUGACACGUUUGAUGACGUUGAGAGUGAAGGCGGGAUUGAUGAGGACAACUAUGACAGCGAUGAUAAUUACACUGACGAAAAUGGGUCUGUUUCUCAAUCCAACAAUAUAAUACGACCUGGUGAUAGCACAGAGCACAAGCACGACGAUCACGUUGGUUCUCAUGAAGGGAUUCGUAGUGCAAAUUUGGCCAAGAAGAGAAAGCGAAGCGCCAAAAAUAUGCCACGGUGGUUUGUGGCUUGGAAUUGCAAUGAAUUUCGUAUCGAUUAUGAGUGUCUGGAGAGCGAGGUAAAGGUUGGGCCGUAUUAUCUCGCAAAUAUUCUGGACGAUCGUGGUGUCUUGGUGGGAGAUGUUGAGGGUGCAGAGAAAUUUAUGACGCUACUGUAUUACCGCCUACUAGCCGAAGACCGUGUCAUUACUGCUAACAAGCUUCAAAAGGGAGGACAAUAUUUCUCAGCGGAUUCAUUUGGCAACAUGGACCAGUCUGACAUUCGAUUGCUAGUUUUAAAGGUCAUGAUUCAGCUAUACGAGCGUCACUUUAAUGAAUUAGGUUCACUGAUAUUUCUGAACCACUUUCUUCGAGUGAGCAUGAUGAAAGCCAAAACCGGCGAGGAUCGACGUUGGCCACUAAUUGUCCGUGGCAACAUAAUGCUGUUUCUGGAUCGUGUUCUCUCUAGUGCAUUGAAUGUGUCGCGGUUUUUACGUGAAGGGAACAACGUUACAAUGGUAUUGGAUUUGCUUCGUGAAGUGAAACCGUUGGUCGUUCUUCAAGGACCCAACGAUUCUGAAAAAGAGUAUAUUGUAGAACCUGCAGCGGAUUUGCAGGCUGAACUUGAUGCAUCUGAAGAUGAGAUUGAAGACGAGGAUAAUGAGAAAUACGCUGAUGAUAGAGGCGAAUAUGAUGAUGAUGAUGGCGACGACUACGAUGACGAGCGGGAUAUAGCAAGGAGAACGAUUGAUGCAUUGGAAGAGUCUGGUGCAGAAAGUUCCAUUGUUUCUGGCCACUCCGUUUCUCCAACCUAUGCAAAUUCCGAUGGCGACAGUGUACAGAUUGAAGUAGAACCUAGUCGUGUGACAGUUGUGGCAGAGCAUUGCGGUGCGAUGAGCGGAUCGAUGAUUAUGCAGACCUGCUUAAGUGUUUUAAGUCGCCUCAUCGAUUGUCACACAGCGGAAGAAGAAGGACAUAUAUACCAGGAUGUGCGUUUCCCCAAAUACGGACGGCUAACACACUUUGAAGGCUCGGGUGUGAGCCCAAUUAGCUCCAUUAAGCACCGGCUAUGCGAAGAUCAGACGCUGCGAUUUUUGGUCGGACUUUUGGAUUGUCCGAAUCGCAUUGUUUUUAAAAAGUGUCUCGGCUUGAUCCGGCUUCUCGUUCGACACAACGAGGCAAUCAUUCCGAACCUUCACGCCUCAGGAAUUUUUUACUAUCUUCUUCGAUUUGCCAACGAUGUGGACGAAAUGUCGAUUGCAGCGCGUCUUAUCUCUCAUAUUCAUUUGCGGCAAUCAGGACUUGAUAUUUCGCAUCUUAUCGAUGAUAAACAAAAAAAUGGGAAAAAGGGUGUUUUUUCUCCAGACCCGUUGACCUGUAUCUGCUUGAGGAGCUGGCUAGUGCGAGUGCUGCCAGUGUCGAUGGUUGCUCAGCUGUUGCGCCAUGGCCCGCGACGGUUUGCUACGGCGUUGUUCUCCGACGCUAACAACCCCGAAGUGGUUUGGAAUGCCAGUAUGCGUAAUCAAAUGGUGUCCUACAUUGAGAAAUUUAUGGAGUUACAUACUGAUGAAAGUGGAAUGUUCUAUAUUUCGGAGAAUGAGGGAUCGGAGCAUAAGGCUUGUACUGCACUGAUCCAGUACCCGAAGGAAGUUCACGCACUACAGUGCUACCAGUACUAUCUGCACAACCUUCUUGACGAGAAAUCUUUUCCUGGGUGGCCUAUCAAUGACGAGGCUGCUUUUCUACAUGCUCUUCUCGAUUCCAUGUACCGUUGGGUGCACCCGAAGUUGUUGCUAACUCCUAGCGGCGCAACAGCCACUGAAGGCCAAUCUACGAAAUUACUCUCAGUGUUUGAUGCUGUCGAGUUGCUCGAUGCUAUCGCGUUGCUUUUACGCCGUUUUUCUGACUCGCCAACUGUCACGAUCCUGCAAAACUUCAUAUAUAUCUUAGAGGCCCUGGAGCGAUGCAUUACGGAAUUAAAAGACAAUCGUGUUGGCACGACGAAAAAGUGUCAUGACGUGUCCAACACCGUUGUGACCAAAACGGCGUUUGUGAAGGCAUUUGGAAGUGCUAUCCGUGUAAUCAAUUUGGCGGUCAGUAUUUCGGACGAGAACGCCCAUCAGUGUAGUUCGGGACUCGGUCUUCGUGUGCUUUGCAACUCUCUUCAAUUGCUUUUCCAUAAUCAAGAAGCACUGAGUGCUCUUGACGGAUGCGCACCGGACGUGAUGACACAUUGGGUGUUAGAGGCUCUUGUAAACGUUUUGAACCAGCCAAAUGGACGUGUGUCGGCUGCUGCACAGUCAAUUGAUCUGUUGCCUUGCUUGACACGUUUCCUUUCGCAAGAAGGUGAUCACUUGGCUACAGAUCUCUCUCUUCAAAUUGUGUACGAAAUGGCUGGAAGCUCGGGGGAAAUGGCUGAAGUUCUUUUGCUGCAGCUUGCUGAGCACGGAAUUCUGUGGUAUUUAACACUCCUGUUGUUCCAUUACCAGCCGAACAAUGAUGACAGUAACGGAGAGUUGCAGCGUAUUAGCAUCGGUGCAGCAAAAGCGCUGGGCCGAAUCUUGGAAGCUAACGCGAGAGAGGAGUCAAUCGCUGUGUUUGUCACGAGAAUGCAGACUACAAUCGAGCAGAUUUUUACGCGUCCGCUAGUAGACAUUCUGCGACGAGCGGGGCCUAUUAAAAUGCUGGAUGUAUUGGCAAGUGAGGUUCGCGAGCCCCACGUAAUGUGGACCGAUCGCAUGCGGAAGGAGUUGAUCAGUCUUGCCCAACGUGCAGUUCAAUUUCAUACCACGAUGGAUCAAAGCGACGGGGAAGUGCAUAAAGUGUUUGAACUACCGUCUUACUUUAUGUUCACGGCACAAAAGGAAGAGCUGUGCGUGGCCGGCAUCUACGUCAAUUUUUACAACGAAAACCCGAAGAAUGGCCUUCUCGCCCAGAUUGCUGGCACCGUGAACACUAAUGGAAGUCGUGCCGAUAUGUUCAAGCCAAAGCUAACAACAAAGAAGGAAAUUCAAGCUGCCGCUGCAGUGGCCGCGGAGCGGGAAAAUCGUACCGUAAGUGGACACGUGAUGCACGGUCUGUUGGCAGCGCUAUCAUACGACAUAUCAGGUGUGCGCGCCCAACCACAAGCACUUGAGAGUAUUUUACUUCUGCGCUUGCUUCCAGUGGCCACGGCCAUUAGAAACCUAUUGCAGUAUACGCCUGACAUGGAUGUGCAGGUUGUCCAGGCAGACGGCCUGGUGACGCUCUUGUUUGUACUAGACCAUGAGGCGCAACCUCAGGGAUUUUCAUUUGCGAAUGCACCGCUACUGCAACUUCGUUGCAUGGAAUGCAUGCACAUGUUGUCAUUUAGUGGCAAAUGCGUGGAUCCUUUGGCAACCGUGGUUCCUCCUUUUAUCAAGAGCGCAUUCCAAGUCGUGUAUAGGAACCUGGCUCGCAACGAGGCUUCCACUGAGGGUCAGCUGGCUCGAAUAACGUUGCAGUUACUUGGAAAUUUGUGCCUUAUCCCUGCCUGCAUCGAUAAUCUCGUGAAAGGAAUGGAUCCCGCUAGCCUGUCAAACCUAUUACCGCACGUGUGGCUGGGUGACUCGACGACAAUGCAGCUUCUUUUGUGCUUGCACAUGAUUCCACUCAAACGGCACACACAAGCUGCCACCGAGUUUGCGAAGGCCGCAGUGAGCUCGCAACUUGCAGCAGCGCUUCUGAACCUACUUUCCACGCUCGUACCUCGAUCUAAGAUGGGGGAGAGCACAGCGACUAAACAGUAUGCCGCGCGUUUUCUUUCGGUACUAUCAUCCAACCCAGGAAGUGGUGGUGCUAUCUCGAGCUUGCUUAUCGCGUCCCGCGUCUGGGAGACCCAUGGUGACACUACUCAAGCCACGUCUGAAGACCUUCGCUGUUUGCUUGUGCCCCCACACGCACCCGCAUUGCUAAAAGCACCCCACGCAAAUCCUAACAAGGUCGGGUAA